Molecule: messenger RNA, 2283 nt
Organism: Penicillium samsonianum
Lineage: Eukaryota; Fungi; Ascomycota; Eurotiomycetes; Eurotiales; Aspergillaceae
Gene: culA
Product: cullin culA
Exons: 6
Coding region: 1-2283 (760 amino acids)
Biological process (GO): protein ubiquitination; SCF-dependent proteasomal ubiquitin-dependent protein catabolic process
Cellular component (GO): SCF ubiquitin ligase complex
Molecular function (GO): ubiquitin protein ligase binding
Source: RefSeq, a predicted model, not a curated record
AUGCCGCCGGUACCUCACAAGGAUGACCUUGAAUCAACUUGGUCAUUCCUGGAAACAGGAAUCGAGAGCGUCAUGCUCAACCUUGACUCCGGUAUCGAUAUGAAGACUUACAUGGGUCUAUACACGGCUGUCCAUAACUUUUGCACAUCCCAAAAAGCCGUCGCUAGCGGUCAAGGCCUACAAGGACAACGCGGGGCUCAUUUGCUCGGUGAGGAACUUUACAAAUUACUCGGGGAAUACCUCUCGUGCCAUCUGAGUAAGGUCUUCAAACAAUCACAGAGCCACACCGAGGAAGGCUUGCUUGGCUUCUACAUUCGCGAAUGGUACCGCUACACGACCGCCGCCAAGUACGUGAACCACCUUUUCCGCUACCUCAAUCGUCACUGGGUUAAGCGUGAGAUCGACGAGGGUAAGAAAAACGUCUACGACGUUUACACCCUGCACUUGGUCAAAUGGAAAGGGGACUUUUUCGAAAAGGUCCAUGAGAAGGUCAUGGACGCUGUUCUGAAUCUGAUCGAGAAACAACGGAAUGGCGAAACCAUCGAACAGUCGCAGAUUAAAUCCAUCGUGGACUCAUUUGUGUCACUGGGUCUGGAUGAGAAUGAUAGCUCCAAGUCAACACUAGAUGUCUAUCGGCAGUACUUCCAGCUGCCAUUCAUCCAAGCCACUAAAACCUAUUAUGAAAAUGAGUCACGGCAGUUUGUGGCCGAAAACAGCGUGGUGGAAUAUAUGAAAAAGGCAGAAGUUCGUCUGGAUGAGGAGAAGAACCGGGUUGGUUUGUAUCUGCAUCCAGAUGUCACCAAGAGCUUGACCGAUACCUGUCUGUCUGUUCUCGUCACCGCCCAUUCAACUUUGCUCCGCGACGAGUUCCAAGUUCUGCUGGAUAACGAACGCCAGGAGGAUCUUGCUCGUAUGUAUCGACUCUUAUCACGGAUCAAGGAAGGGUUGGAUCCUCUGCGAACAACAUUUGAGAACCACGUGAGACGGGCCGGCCUGGCUGCUGUCGAGAAGGUUGCUUCGGAGGGCGAAACACUCGAGCCCAAGUUGUAUGUAGAUGCUCUACUGCAAGUUCACACACGGUACCAGAGCUUGGUCGAUGAGGCCUUCAAUGGCGAGGCCGAGUUCGUGCGUUCUCUUGAUAACGCUUGCCGAGAGUUUGUCAACCGAAACCGCAUCUGCAAGACGAGCUCUUCUAAGUCUCCCGAGCUGCUGGCAAAAUACACGGACUCACUGCUCAAGAAGGGAUCCAAGUCGGCUGAAGAGUCGGAGCUUGAGGAGAUGCUGGUGCAAAUUAUGACAGUCUUCAAGUACAUCGAAGACAAAGACGUCUUCCAGAAGUUCUAUUCCAAGAACCUGGCCAAACGUCUGGUUCAUGUGAGCUCGGUUUCUGAUGACGCUGAAACAAGCAUGAUCAGCAAGCUGAAGGAGGCGUGUGGUUUCGAAUAUACCAACAAGCUGCAACGCAUGUUCCAGGACAUGCAGAUAUCCAAGGAUCUUAAUAACAACUACAAGGUCUGGCAGGACAAAGUGCUAGAGGAUGAUGACCGAAAGAGAAUGGCCGAUGCCCACUUCCAGGUCCUGGGAACUGGCUUCUGGCCCCUCAAUGCCCCAACCACACCAUUCCUUGCACCACCAGAGAUAGUGAAAACCGCCGAACGGUUCCAGAGCUUUUACUUUGACAAGCACAGCGGCCGCAAGUUGACAUGGCUGUGGCAACUAUGCAAGGGCGAAAUCAAAGCUAACUAUAUCAAAAACACCAAAGUGCCUUACACCUUCCAGGUGUCGACCUACCAGAUGGGCAUUCUUCUUCUUUUCAACGAAGCCGACACUCUGUCCUACGAUGAGAUUGAAAAGGCCACUACCCUGGCUACCGAAAUCCUCGAUCCAAACCUUAGCAUCCUGCUCAAGGCCAAGGUCCUCAUCGCCAGCCCCGAGGGCGCUAAGCCCGAGCCCUCGACCUCGUUCACAUUGAACUACAACUUCAAAAGUAAGAAGGUCAAAGUCAACCUCAACAUUCAAAUCAAGUCCGAGCAAAAGGUCGAGGCCGACGACACACACAAAACGAUAGAAGAGGACAGGAAGCUUCUGCUCCAGUCCGCCAUUGUUCGAAUCAUGAAGUCCCGCAAGAAGAUGAAGCACGUCCAGCUCGUCCAGGAGGUUAUUCAGCAGGUCAAGUCCCGCUUCCCGCCUAAAAUCCCCGACAUCAAGAAGAACAUUGAAGCCCUCAUGGAGAAGGACUACAUUGAGCGCAUGGACGGCGAUGAAAUCUCAUACAUUGCUUAA